This is a messenger RNA of Osmerus eperlanus (European smelt), 1395 nucleotides long. Its product is annotated as ras-related protein Rab-3A. Gene Ontology annotation, molecular function: GTPase activity; GTP binding; myosin V binding. The coding region runs from base 160 to 819 and encodes 219 amino acids. Gene Ontology annotation, cellular component: axon; endosome; synaptic vesicle membrane. The transcript is spliced from 5 exons. The record is from RefSeq and is a predicted model, not a curated record. Gene Ontology annotation, biological process: protein localization to plasma membrane; axonogenesis; calcium-ion regulated exocytosis. Lineage: Eukaryota; Metazoa; Chordata; Actinopteri; Osmeriformes; Osmeridae.
AGCUCCGGAUUAGUUCGUUAAAAUAUCAAUCAACGAGGCCAACAAUAGAGCCCGCCCAUUUCAGUCGUCAACUGUCAGUCAAGUGACGUUAGUCUUUCUGCAGGUGCUGAACGCGGUUCUAUACUGGUGCAAUAAUAGCUGAACAGAAAGCGUUUAAAGAUGGCUUCAGCAACCGCUACUUAUGGUCAGAAGGAGUCCUCAGACCAGAACUUUGACUACAUGUUCAAGAUCCUCAUCAUUGGCAACAGCAGUGUGGGCAAGACCAGCUUCCUGUUCCGCUACGCCGACGACUCCUUCACGCCGGCCUUCGUCAGCACAGUGGGAAUCGACUUUAAAGUGAAGACCAUCUACAGGAACGACAAGAGGAUCAAGCUGCAGAUAUGGGAUACUGCAGGGCAGGAGAGGUACAGGACUAUCACCACUGCUUACUACCGUGGAGCCAUGGGCUUCAUCCUCAUGUAUGACAUCACCAACGAGGAGUCCUUCAACGCUGUGCAGGACUGGUCGACCCAGAUCAAGACAUACUCCUGGGACAACGCCCAGGUCCUGCUGGUGGGGAACAAAUGUGACAUGGAGGACGAGAGGGUGGUGGCCGGAGAGAGAGGCAGGCAGCUCUCUGAACACCUGGGUUUUGAGUUCUUUGAGGCCAGCGCCAAGGACAACAUCAACGUGAAGCAGACGUUCGAGCGCCUGGUGGACACCAUCUGCGAAAAGAUGUCAGAGAGCCUGGAUGCUGGGGACCCGGCUGUGACGGGAGCCAAACAGGGACCGCAGCUGACCGAGCAGCCUGCUGCUCCCCAACAGGACUGUGCAUGCUAAACCUGACUGACCUCUGAACCCCGACCCUCAGGUCCCCACACGCACCUCCACCCCCCAGCACCUCCCCAACUCCACAAACACGUCAUCCAGUAUGGGUGAGUAGGUGAUGGUCACUCUUGAGUUCUGUCCCAUAGUCAUCUCGUAACCUCCAGUCCUUCUCUCUAUUCCUCAAUGUGGUCCUAAAAGAUGGAUAUGAGGGUCUCCAAUUUCCAGAUUCAGUUAUAAUAGAUGUUAACCUUGCUUUUUGUCAGCCUAACUGCAAUUUCACAGUAUCCGCCUUUGUUGGGACUGGGAAUGCCCUAUUAAAGUAUGUGUAGUCAUACAUAGGACUGAUACUACUGGAAAAUACAACAUUUUGAUCUGUCAUGUCUCAUUUGGUGUCUGUACUGGCAUUCCCUCAGUGUGAAAUUUCACCAAAAAUGUAUUUAAUUUAUUUCAGUCAAUAUAUUGGCUGACACCAUGCCUCAUUCUUGUAUUCUCAGUCUUGUAUUCUUUGUCCAUUCUGCCUUUGAUUUCUUUUCUCCAUGUUUUCUACACUAAUAUUCUACUUUAUUUUGUUUUUUUUUGUUUUUUUUA